Molecule: messenger RNA, 216 nt
Organism: Necator americanus (New World hookworm)
Lineage: Eukaryota; Metazoa; Nematoda; Chromadorea; Rhabditida; Ancylostomatidae
Exons: 1
Coding region: 1-216 (71 amino acids)
Source: RefSeq, a predicted model, not a curated record
AUGGCACGUGGAAGAUAUGAACAUCUUGCACCGCCAUCGAAGGUGGCUGAAGUAAAUCGUCUUCGUUUCUUUGGUCAUAUAUUAAGGAGAUCUGCAGAUCGCCUUGUUCAACGAGUCCUGAGGAGUUUGUCGUAUUCGAGCUGGAAGAAGCCACCGAAAACGGAAGUUUUGGACAUUGGUGGUGAAAGAGGACCUGAGGACACCCAGUGUGGAUAG